GGCCAAUAUUUGGCCCAGCAAAACAAAAGCAGAGUACAUGACUGAGGAGCAGACAGUGCAGACAGUGACGCAAGAAGAGGAGCAAGCAAAAGGGCAAACGACAAUUUAUAAUUUAUGGUGUCGGGGAGAUGGACUGUAUGAGGGCGGACAGUCUGCAAAAUGGAUAUCCUUCAAAAACGGAUUCGUGAGAGUUCGUGAGAAAGACUGGGUUACGAUCCGUGAAGAGGGAUGGGCUAGUGAUACGGAGAGGUCGUUUUAUGUUCCUCCAUGGCAUUCUUGUGAAGUAUUGGGCAGCUGCGAGUUCAAAUUCACUCGAGCUUAAGUUGUGUGAGCCCGAGCUGCAGGAGACCUCGCAUUAUAUCUUCACGGCCGAUCGUGAUAGUGAAGCAGCAAUCUUUGUCACCGGUGGGUAUUAGGCCGGUCACGAAACUGGAGGUUUUCUCGCCCCGCUCCCUCUCUGAAUUCCAUUGUUUACUUGUUUCGAUUCCUUUCCGCAUUAUGUAGAACAAUUUAUCAAUGUUCUCGAGCGGUAUGUUCGUGUAUGCCAGUUGUAUUUCUGCAGUAUU
This is a messenger RNA of Eremomyces bilateralis CBS 781.70, 566 nucleotides long. RefSeq lists its product as uncharacterized. The transcript has 2 exons. Lineage: Eukaryota; Fungi; Ascomycota; Dothideomycetes; Eremomycetales; Eremomycetaceae. The record is from RefSeq and is a predicted model, not a curated record. Bases 38 to 322 code for a protein of 94 amino acids.